CUCAAGCGACGUGUCGUUUCUUCUUUACACCGCCGGGACUGGUCUUCCAGAUGUGAAGCUGACGGAAAUACUUCUCGCAUGAACGAAUUGAGAAUUUCAGUGUCGUCUCAGGUUUCCAGAUACCACGCAACGGGGUAACAGAGAAUUGCAUAAGGGUACGUGGACGAACGCGAGGGAUUACGCAAUACGUAUAUUUGUUCGAGGCAAAUAGAAGAAUGAUGCGGGCAUCGUCGAUCGAGUUAUUGGUCGUCGGCCUGUCGCUAUUGCGCUUCGUCGAUCCUGUUCACAACAGUAACGUUCAGAGGUCUUCGGUGAGCUAUGACCCGUCUGUUCCUUCUAUUACGCACUCGGAUAUGCAUAAUGUUCGGAAAGUUCGCGAAGGAUACGAUUCCUCGACCAUCGACGAGCAUUUGCCACGCGCGAGCGAAGAGAAGGCUGUUGACGGUUUGGAUUCGUUGAGUUAUCCUGAAAGAAUAUCGAAAGAAACGAUAUUUCUGCCAAUACCCGCUAUACCGAUGGAAUAUCGUAGUUAUCGAAAUCAUGGGUUGAACGAUCGUUCGAAGAAGGAAGAUGAGAUAAAUUCCAAAGAGGAAGAUAAAGAGAGUAGCUCGGUCGAGGGAGAAAUUAUAGAAAAAAUGAAAAUUCUCGAUAAAUUUUUAUCCGAAGAUUCGAAUGCAAAGGAUCUUGAUAUAAAUGGAAUCGAGGAUAAUAUCAUCCCUGAAGAGUCGAAGAGAGUCGUCAGAGAGGUGAAGAAGCAAAAGCCAGGAUUCUUUUGGACUCUGGCAAAACUCACAUUUGAGAUGAUCAACGACACGAAAUCAGCGAUCAAGCAAAUCAGUGAUAUUAUCAACAACAGUAUAGCGCCAGAUUCGGCCACUCAGAGUACGAUGACGAAGGCGGCUUUGACGGUUCCACAAUCGACGAAUAAUGAAACGAACGCGACCAAUCUGAACGCAACAGAAACAACGACAGAGGCGUCUACGACUACCACGCAACCCACCUUGACCAGAGACGAUUUGCAAAAAUUAAUCAGGCGAAACGUGUUGGGCCUCGUUAAACUUUUUAACAUUGAGUGGAAUGACGCUCUGAAUCAAUCGGAAACGAACGUGAAAGAGUUCCAGAAGAAUCUAGGAAACCAGGUGGGCCUUUAUCUUCGUGAUAAUCCAGAGGCAUACAAGGAUUUUUAGAGAACUCUUCUUCACAACAAUCCUUAGUAUUCAUUCUCGUAGCAUGUAGUUAGCAAAGACUGAAACGUAUUAUUUUAAAAAAAUUAUUAUUAUUUAUAAAAUUGUGGUUCUCUAAUCCACAAGAACGUGUAAUUAUUUACCAUUCGAAUUAAAUCAGAGUUGAAAGUGAAUCA
Apis laboriosa (Himalayan honeybee) is the source of this 1360-nucleotide messenger RNA. RefSeq lists its product as uncharacterized. The record is from RefSeq and is a predicted model, not a curated record. The transcript is spliced from 5 exons. NCBI's taxonomy places the organism in Eukaryota, Metazoa, Arthropoda, Insecta, Hymenoptera, Apidae. Bases 216 to 1187 code for a protein of 323 amino acids.